UGAUGUUGAUGAAGUGGGAUGAACGUGCAGGAGGAGCGUUUAUGCCUCGGGUCUGGCGUAUGGCAUAAUCGCGGUCGACGAUGAAGGAUUGGAUUCCCGAGUGCGAAGCCAUUGUGAGCAUGAAAGUGCAGCAAGCACUCCCCGCCCACUCUCCAACAUCUCUCCUUCCCUCAUCCGCGCAAAACUCUCCAGGUCUCCCAACACCAUUGUCGACAUCCACGCCAUCCCCGAACCAAAACACCUCGCUACCUGAUUGGAGGAAAAUUAGUGUUUCACGCCACGUCCCGUCUGAAACAGCCCCGUUCCUGGGCGGCCGACCCGAGGUCCAGGUACCCGCCUCGCUUCCGCACGAGCAAGACCGCCCUCUCGGCGAAUUGGACGGAGAAACGCUUCGUCAAUGCGUCAUCUACGCAAAACGGCGCUACGGAGGCGUGGAUGAGAUGAGGUGCCGUUCAUGCCGUGUGAUGUUGGAGCCUGAGAAGUUCAGGCUUCGCGGUGUUUUGAAACGGUUCGACGGCCUGUUGCUUCGUUCUCGCUAUUGUAUGCUAACGACGAGGGACGUAAAGCGUUACUCACAACGCGAAUCUAUUGUAGAGAGCGGCUUUAGGAAGUGGGCGAAGGUGGGUCGAUCCGCCUUACCCCUUCUUACGCAGUCUGUAGGCGAAAAAUAUGCUGAGAGAAGAUGUUCACUUCAAAUAGCAGGAGGGCAAAGCACCUCUUUAUCCUCGCCCAUUGGCAUCGCUCCAGGAAGAGUCGCAAUCAAUAUUGCGUCAGAUUGAGCAGAUUCGAGCUCGUAGCAACUGGGCCAAGCUCCGCAUCCAGGCGGGAAUAGCUCUUCAGGUAGGCCCAGCCCAACCGUUGGCUGCUAAUGGAAAUAAGUCGAGAGACCUAUUAGGAGAACAGCAUCAUUCCAACCACGCCUGCAAGCCUCCGAGCACCAAGCCCGCAAGUGUAACCACCCAUCCAGCGACUCCGAAUGCGCCCUGCACAUCGCCCUUCUUAAUCGUCCACA
This is a messenger RNA of Trematosphaeria pertusa, 1012 nucleotides long. RefSeq lists its product as uncharacterized. The record is from RefSeq and is a predicted model, not a curated record. Lineage: Eukaryota; Fungi; Ascomycota; Dothideomycetes; Pleosporales; Trematosphaeriaceae. Bases 81 to 779 code for a protein of 232 amino acids. The transcript has a single exon.